Molecule: messenger RNA, 351 nt
Organism: Prorocentrum cordatum
Lineage: Eukaryota; Dinophyceae; Prorocentrales; Prorocentraceae
Source: the annotation of a GenBank genome assembly
AUGUGGUGGGCAGGACGUCGCAAGCAGGAGUGCCCCAGUGCCAACGACGGCCACCCGUCAGAGGUGCCCGCCAGCGCGUAUUUCCAGCCCGGGUCUGCGGGCUGGACGGUCUCCACCGUGACAGUGAGGCGGGACCAGCGGCUCGACAGCGACAAAGUGGGUGAGUUGGACCCGCUGGUGCCUUUGGAGGUCCUGGAGGUGGGCGAGGGCCGGCGCAUCAAGGUGCGGUGCUGCAACGGGCUGGACUUGGAGGGUCGGGCGAUGGGCGUGGAGGGUUGGGUGAGCUGCCAGACGAGGUCUGGGGAGCAGCUCGUGGCGCGCCCUGCGGACGUGGACGGGGAGAUGGUCUAG